Candidula unifasciata is the source of this 2050-nucleotide messenger RNA. The record is from the annotation of a GenBank genome assembly. Lineage: Eukaryota; Metazoa; Mollusca; Gastropoda; Stylommatophora; Geomitridae.
AUUGUACGAGCUGUCGUCAAGGCGACCGGUGGCCUUCUCUCCCAGCGCCGAGAUGGGCCUCACAGAUAUCGAGAUGGCCCACAACUGUGACGUCGACGAUCCCUACUUUGAUGACAGACAAUACGAGAUGGUUUACGAGGAAGUGGUCUUGCGGCGAGCCUGCAGUCAGGAAAAGCUGGGCCUGACCUUGUGUUACGGAUCUCUGGAGGACGAGCUCACAGAAAUCUUCAUCAGCGAGGUGGACCCUUGCAGUAUAGCUGGCAGAGAUGGCCGAAUCAGAGAGGGUGACCAAAUUGUACAGAUAAAUGGUGUGGACGUCCGCAGCCGCUCUGAGGCCAUUUCCUUGUUUUCUGGCAAAGGUGCAGACAUCUCAUUGACAGUGGCUCGCCCGCAGCUAGAGUUUGAUGAUGGCUACAUGGAAGAGCCCAACACAGUACUGGAUGACCUGCACAUGGAGUUGCUGGAGAAGAAUCACCAUGACAACAUGCAGUUCAUGGCCUCCAUGCUGGCAAGGAAUCGGGCUGACGAAGAGGGCGGAGCCACAGACACAACUGCAACAGAAACCUCCUCCCAGAGACACGAGAAAGACAGUGGGUUUGGGCGUACUGAUGAGAGUACCAGAAAUGAAGAGAGCUGUGAACAGGUUGAGUACCAAGAUCUCUUGGACAAUCAGCUCUGGAAACAGCAGCACUUGGCGUUGUUAGGUCAUCCAGAAGCUCUUCGUGAGGACAGCCAGAGAAACACCAGAAUUGUUCCCCGCAUGGGCACACGCCUAGAGUACUCCAAACAUCUUUUAGACUCUGCCUUCAUGAGAAAAUCUGCACAUGUGACUUCCAAUUCUGGAAAUAUUACUAUGAAUGUCAACAAUAAUACUGCAAACAAUCUGGGCCCAGGAAAAAGUUAUGUUGGCGGUAAUGGUUCUGUUGUUACAUCAUCCAUCUCAUCAACAAUGUCCUCAGUUCGAGGUAUGUACACCGAAUUCAGUUCCAACACAAACACAAGCUCCAGCUCAGCUAAAAGUUUGGGUGUGUGCGACAAGGAGCGAGACUUGUGGACUACAACAAGUGCAUACAACACGGGGGAAUCAUGCCGCAGCACGCCUCUAACCCUCGAACUCAACCCUGCCUCACAGGAACUCAGCGAGCAGCCAGGUAUUAGUGGUUCUCUGCUGUGUUUAGCCACACCUUCUAGUGGCUCAUCAGGACUUAUCUCCAGUGACACAGAAAAGCAGACGCAAACACUCACCACCCCCCGGGAUUAUUCCAGUGAGGACAGUGGCCAUGGUCACCCUAAAGGGUCUAGCUCAUCUCAUACCAUCAGAGCCGUGAGCAUCGCUGAAAGCAUGAAGGCAGGGCUGAUCCACCAGGCACACAUGGGGGAGUCCCUGCAGGACUUGUACCUCCGCUGUGCUGACGUCAUGUACACGAACCGUGCCAACCUGCAACACACAAUGGCCGUCCAGCAGAAGCUGUUUCAACAGCAGCUAGAACAGCAGUCCCGCCUGCGAGGUCACGUCAAAUCGCCAGGACAUUCUAACCCAGGAAGUGGUAAUGAUGUUGCUGGCGAUGGUUUGAAAAAUCUCCCUGGCCAAACAGUGCCAUCUGACAGUGGUCAGAUGGAGUGGGUGGUCAAACGGCGGCCAGAUGGUACUCGAUACAUCACCCGCCGCCCUGUCAGGAGUAAACUUCUCAAAGAAAGAGCAAAGAAAAUCAGCGAGGAAAGGUGCGGGCUGACCACCGAUGAUGACGCCAUGUCAGAAAUGAAAACUGGACGCUACUGGUCAAAAGAAGAUCGCAAGCGCCACCUAGAGAAAGCUAAAGAUUACAAAAAGAAAAAAGAGCUACUGGUUAAAGCCAAGUUGGAAACAUUAAAAGAGACAGAAGAGAAAAAAGAAGUCAACAUCGUUGAACUAAGUCACAGAAAGAUGAUGAAGCAUAAAGGAAAGAAAGUGUUUGACAAUUUCACAACCGUCAAAGAAAUGUUAGCCCAUGGAAACAAAGUUGGAGAGGGAAAACAGUACAAUCCCCUUCUUUCAGUGACCACUGUUUGA